UUCCAUAUGUAAAAUUGGGAAACACAAUCAAAUUUAUACAUCGCUUAGAUGGAAGGAUAUAUGGCAUAUGCUAUCAUCACAGUCGUUGUGUUGGGCUUGUACUUGCCAAUGUAUUGCGAUCGGCAUCGUUUUCCGGCUCAGAAUCGUGAGAACUAGCCGAAGGUUUAUCAAUUUGCUUGCUUUCUUGCACUCCUUGUUGUUGCUAAUAUCCAUGUGCUAAUGUACAAUUGGUAUUUGACUCGCAUUAUCCAAUACUAUACGAAUUUGGUUCGCAUCAUGUCUGCAUAAAAGAAGUCAAAGUUAAUUUGUUAAUUACGCGUUUUUGAAUUUAUGCUAAUUGGCGCGUAUUCUUAUGUUAUCAUAACUGUAUAUAUAUAUCGAUAGUUCGCGCACAUGUAUCGAAUGCCCGUGAGUGGGACAGGGACAACUAUAGCUGCACGAGUAGCCAACAGCUGUUAGCGCCGCCACCGCCGCCGCCGCUGCCCAAAUUCUUUUAUUUCAUAAUAAUUUUGUUAGAACAUUCACUGAGCUAAAUUAGCUUUAAGCUGUAUUAAAUAACAAUGCAAAACACACGCAAACUCGCCAACCUAGCCCGGCUCCUACUCAGACGCACGUCCGCCACCGCGGCCAAUCCAACAACAGCCUCCAGCGGCACGGAACAGACAACGCAUUUCGGCUACCAGACUGUGAAGGAAAGCGAAAAGGAGCUGAAAGUGCACGAGGUGUUUGAGCAGGUGGCCCAGUCGUAUGACCUGAUGAACGAUGCCAUGUCCAUGGGCAUACAUCGCGUGUGGAAGGACAUAUUCAUUGAGCGUUUGGGUCCCGAGCAUGGCAUGCGGCUGCUGGACAUGGCCGGCGGCACGGGCGAUAUCAGUUUUCGGUAUCUGAAGUACUUGGCCAAGCAGCCGAAUGCAAAACAGCGUGAAAGCCAUGUAACCGUUUCGGACAUCAAUCAGCAUAUGCUGAACGUGGGCAAGGAGCGCGCCCGCCAGCUGGGCCUGACCGCUGAACGGCUGCCCAAUGCCAGCAUUGACUGGCAGUGUGCCGAUGCCGAGAAGCUGCCCUUCAAGAGCGACAGCUUCACUGCGUACACCAUUGCCUUUGGCAUACGCAACUGCACGCACGUGGACAAGGUGCUGAGCGAGGCGUACCGCGUGCUGCAGCCCGGCGGUCGUUUCAUGUGCCUGGAGUUCAGCCAUUUGAGCAACGAGACACUGCAGUGGCUAUACGAUCAGUACUCCUUCCAGGUGAUACCGCCAAUGGGCCAGCUGCUGGCUGGCCAGUGGCACGCCUAUCAGUAUUUGGUCGAAAGCAUACGACGCUUUCCGCGGCAGGAACAGUUCAAGAGCAUGAUCGAGCAGGCCGGCUUCGCGCAUGUGACCUACGAGAAUCUAACCUUUGGCGUUGUCAGCAUACACUCCGGCUUCAAGCUGUAGUCACAUGUGGCACCUGUUCCGAUAUUCCUGCACACAAAAACCUGAGCGAAAUUUACAAGUCCUGUUGCACAGUUUACCUUCUCUUGUACUUCGUAAUGUUAUUAUGAUUUUGCCUUCUUCUUUAAACAUGCUAAACACGUUCUCCCACCUAUUUUUUUUUUGUUUUAUGCUCUUCGUUUUACAUGGCGCUCGUAAAAAUUAAAGUUUUAUAAACAUUGUUAACAUAAGUAUUACAUGUGCCAAAAUUGAUCGACGGCUUAUUGUGAGCCUCGGCCAGCCUGGGAAAGACCUUGACGUUGUGGGGGCCACCUUUUAUAGAUCGCGUUAAAUAUGUAAAACGAAUCAAAAUUCCAAAUCGGUUUCCAGCUCGAUUU
Drosophila novamexicana is the source of this 1810-nucleotide messenger RNA. RefSeq names its product 2-methoxy-6-polyprenyl-1,4-benzoquinol methylase, mitochondrial (gene Coq5). Gene Ontology annotation, molecular function: methyltransferase activity. The record is from RefSeq and is a predicted model, not a curated record. The transcript is spliced from 4 exons. Gene Ontology annotation, biological process: ubiquinone biosynthetic process. Bases 561 to 1436 code for a protein of 291 amino acids. Lineage: Eukaryota; Metazoa; Arthropoda; Insecta; Diptera; Drosophilidae.